AUUAGCACAAGAGCAAGCAGCGCAGUAAUGGAAAGUGACGCGCGAACCAACGGAGGCCUAAAGUUCCCCAUAUUAGACUCCAUACCAGAUUUGAAUAACAUAAAAUCAUUCACAGAGCGCUAUUUCAGUAAACGAUAUGUACUAAAUGUAAAUGGCAUCAAAAACAAUGAUGUUAUGAUCUUGUUCCAUUCUAACCGAAUUGCUUUGCUCAGUCUAGCUCCGAGCCAUUUCUUUUUUAAGAAAGAUGAAGAGUACAAAAUCAAUUUCUGUGUAGGUAAACUAAACAGACUGGCUAACAGUGUAAAGGGUAAAGGUAAAAAAGGAGGCCAGCAUUUGAUACCGAACUCAGUCAUUGGUAAAGUUGAGUACAAGGAUGGCACUAGUUUUGACAUUCUCUGCUGCAUGUCAGGAACAUUGGUGGAAAUAAAUGAGGAGCUUGUGAAAAGCCCUUGCUUAUUGAAAAGUUAUCCAGAUUCAAAUGGUUUUAUAGCUAUUGUCCUUUCUAGCAUUAAGAUUGCAGACAACACUAAAAAUAAAAUGUUAACACAUGAAGAGUAUACUGAAAUAAUAAAAGAUUGUUGCGAAAGUUAGAUAAAAGUUC
Molecule: messenger RNA, 601 nt
Organism: Hyposmocoma kahamanoa
Lineage: Eukaryota; Metazoa; Arthropoda; Insecta; Lepidoptera; Cosmopterigidae
Product: FAM206 family protein CG9288
Exons: 1
Coding region: 28-591 (187 amino acids)
Cellular component (GO): nucleus
Source: RefSeq, a predicted model, not a curated record